This is a messenger RNA of Anthostomella pinea, 450 nucleotides long. The record is from the annotation of a GenBank genome assembly. NCBI's taxonomy places the organism in Eukaryota, Fungi, Ascomycota, Sordariomycetes, Xylariales, Xylariaceae.
AUGCCUGGCACCAUUCUCAAUACGGGGACCACCGGCCUGAUCGGCUUCCAGAAAACCCAGCAAGUCCUCUUGAACCCAGCUGUACGGAAACUCCAGCCCGGUGAGCGCCUCUCCCUGGCCAUUGUCCUCGACUUCACCGUCGACGGCGGCUUCGAAUCGGCCCUCGAGGGCGUCACCCACAUCAUCCACGCCGGCUCGCCGGUGCCUGAGGUUCCUGAGGGCUACGCCAUGGACAAGAUAGUCGAACUGCACAACCCAGACGAGUUCAUCAAGAUGCAGAACCCCCACUUCACUUUGUCACACGUGGGGCCGACGUUCGUUUUCGGGGAGCGGAGGAGUGCCUGCGUUGCUGCCAUUAAGACCGCCUAUUCCGUCGGCCUUCACGUAAAUGAUAAGAGGGUCAGAUAUGGCACAUGGAAGGAGCUUUUUGGGAAAGCCGGGGAGACUUAG